ACAAUGACGUUUAUUUAUUUACAUUUUCAAGUUAAACAUUUUGAUUUUUAUUUGAGUGUUGAUCGUGAAAAAAUAGAAAUUUAAUUUUACUUAAUAGCGGUGGCAUGCAUAAUUUAGAAUCGGAUAGUGAAGACGAACUUCCUCCUGGUUGGGAAGAAAAGUCUACCGAAGAUGGAAACGUGUAUUUCAUCAGCACUUGCACUAAUAAAAUACAGUGGACUCAUCCUCGUACAGGAAAAAAGAAAGUUAUACCUAAGGAGCUGCCUUUUGGCUGGACCAAAACAGUAGAUGAAUCUGGUAAAACGCUUUAUGUGCAGAAAGAGACUGGGGACAAAACAUACAUUGACCCUAGACUGGCCUUUGCUAAGGAAGAGAAGAAACAUGUCCAUGAUUUUCGACAAAAGUAUGAUGGAUCAUCUACAGCUUUCCAGAUAUUACAUGGAGUGGAUUUAUCAGGGAAAUGUGCAUUAAUAACAGGUUCAAAUUCUGGUAUUGGUUUUGAAACUGCAAAAUCUUUAGUAAGACAUGGUUGCACUGUUAUAUUUGCAAACCGAAAUAUGGAAUCUACACAAACUGCUAUAGAGGAAAUAGUAAAAGAAACUAAGGCAUCAGAGGAUAAUUUAAAAACUGUUCAUUUAGAUUUAGCAUCAUUGCACAGUGUGAAGAAGUGUGCUCUUGCUGUCAAAACUAUUACCAGUUGUCUUGAUAUUUUGAUACUGAAUGCUGGAGUGUUUGGACUUCCAUAUAUAGAGACCGAGAAUGAAUUGGAAACAACAUUCCAAGUAAACCAUCUGGGUCACUUGUAUUUGACUCUGUUGCUUGAACCGGUUUUGAAACAUGACAGUAGAGUAGUUUUUGUAUCUUCUGAAUCACACAGAUUUGCAAGUUUAAAAAAUGUAUUCACACAACAAAACAUUUCAAUGACCAGAGACCAGUAUAGUUCUAUGAUGGCAUAUAAUAAUUCCAAAUUAUUUAAUAUUUUAACAGCAAAGGUCCUCAGUGAAGAAUGGCGCAGUAAAAAUAUACGUGUAAACUCCCUUCAUCCAGGCAAUAUGGUGUUUACGAACCUCAGCAAGUCUUGGUGGUUGUACAGAUUAGUCUUCUUUCUUAUUCGCCCCUUUACUAAAUCUUUACAACAGGCGGCCGCCACGUCGGUGUACGUAGCAACAUCGGCCGAUCUCGACGGCGUCACAGGACUAUACUUCAACAACUGCUUCUAUUGCGAGGAGUCGACCCUAGCUCGGGAUAAGGACAUAGCCAACGAAGUGUUCGCUAUGUCGCUCAAGAUGAUCGACGACCGAAUGGGUUCGGAAGGUAUUGAGAAGUACAUAGAUAGAUAUUGCGUCGCAAAUAUUCAGUCUGAGAGGUGAGGUUUUUCUAAUUGUAAUGGGUUGUUAAUCUGUGGUCAACAAUGAACUGUAGUAACGUCGCACUGCUGGGUAUGCUUUUAUCCACAUAAGAAAAAGAUAUAAUUAUUAGAUAGUAUUUUAGUUAUUUGCAUAGAUUAGAUAUUUAUAUUGAAAUUUGUGAGAAAUCAAUGAUAUGAUUAUUAUUAUUUUAUAUUCUCAUUUUAACGAAAGACCGGAAUAUUUAUAUCAUAUUCCAUGUAUCAUUUUAUAUCAAUCUUCAAGAGUGUAAAGGCAACGGAAUAUGAAAUUAUUGCCAUAUUACAAAUAAAACAUAAUAUUAAUUUGUUAAAUUAUAAAAAAGAUAUAUACAAUAAAUACAUGUCUUGUA
Molecule: messenger RNA, 1737 nt
Organism: Galleria mellonella (greater wax moth)
Lineage: Eukaryota; Metazoa; Arthropoda; Insecta; Lepidoptera; Pyralidae
Gene: Wwox
Product: WW domain-containing oxidoreductase
Exons: 7
Coding region: 105-1370 (421 amino acids)
Molecular function (GO): protein binding
Source: RefSeq, a predicted model, not a curated record